AUGCGGAUAUUAUGACCGAGCGAACGCACCUCCCACGUAUAAAUGCCCACCGGUUGACGAUUCCUCAUUUCUUCUUUUCAGUCUAGUCUUGCUCCUUAUUUUUCACGCCAACGCACGAUCCGUUCGUGCUCUCCGACGCUACCAAGAUCUACUGCUUGCAGGGUUGAGAAGCUAGAAAGAGUAAUGGGGUUGACAUUCACAAAGCUUUUCAGUCGGCUUUUUGCCAAGAAGGAGAUGCGUAUUCUUAUGGUUGGUCUUGAUGCUGCUGGUAAAACUACCAUCCUGUACAAGCUGAAACUUGGAGAGAUUGUCACUACUAUUCCUACCAUUGGCUUUAAUGUGGAGACUGUUGAGUACAAGAACAUCAGCUUCACUGUUUGGGAUGUCGGGGGUCAGGACAAGAUCCGUCCAUUAUGGAGGCACUAUUUCCAAAAUACCCAAGGGCUCAUCUUUGUGGUGGACAGCAAUGAUAGAGACCGUGUUGUCGAGGCAAGGGAUGAAUUGCACAGGAUGUUGAAUGAGGAUGAGCUGAGAGAUGCUGUAUUACUUGUAUUUGCAAACAAACAAGAUCUUCCUAAUGCAAUGAAUGCUGCUGAAAUAACUGACAAGCUCGGCCUACACUCCCUCAGGCAGCGCCAUUGGUACAUCCAGAGCACCUGUGCUACCUCAGGGGAAGGUCUCUAUGAGGGACUCGACUGGCUCUCCAACAAUAUAGCCAACAAGAGUUAAAAGCAGAUGGGCUCUUUUGGAGUUCUCCACAACCUCCUCUACUUUUUGGUGUCAUAUUCUUUAGCUAUGUGUGUGUGUGUAUUUUCGGUUUGUUAUUAUUUUUGGUUUGUACGUGGUGGCUGUGUUUUUGGUUGGACCUUUGAAUAUGGCUGUACAAGUCAAUAGUGUUUGUUUCACAUAUUUGCAGAACUGAAGACAUUAUACUACUCUACUACCAUAUUAUCAUCCUUCAAUUGUGGGGGCCCCACUA
Andrographis paniculata is the source of this 979-nucleotide messenger RNA. RefSeq names its product ADP-ribosylation factor 2. The record is from RefSeq and is a predicted model, not a curated record. The transcript is spliced from 7 exons. Bases 184 to 729 code for a protein of 181 amino acids. NCBI's taxonomy places the organism in Eukaryota, Viridiplantae, Streptophyta, Magnoliopsida, Lamiales, Acanthaceae. Gene Ontology annotation, molecular function: GTP binding; GTPase activity. Gene Ontology annotation, biological process: intracellular protein transport; vesicle-mediated transport. Gene Ontology annotation, cellular component: cytoplasm.